UAAGUCAGUUCCUCUACACAUCAGAAGGGCUUUUUACGAUGCUCAUUCGGAAAUGGACCACACCACGACAAAACUGCAAGGUGCAGCAGAAGAUUUAAAGAAAUGUCUUGAAAACGUUCUUCACGAAGACGACUUGCACAACCGUGCUCCUAGUAUGACUGCUGCUCAUUACCAGUCUUUAAGGCAGGUGUUUGCUGGAAGAGUUGGACAUAAAGAGAGUGCAAUGCUACACUGGUUACAGCUGUCUAUGAACUCGGAAAUUCCUGGUCAAGCUUCCGUUCAGCCUGUUGCCGUAUUCCCACUCAACAAACAUUGCGGUGGACUGGAAAAAAGUUCACGAGCCAAUCUAGCCACUCUGUCUCGCGGUGUUACAUGGGCCGCUGAGUCUGAUGGGAUACACAAUAAGCCACUACAACUACGAGGAACACCCGAUUCAUUCGUUGAGAUUCCCAACCAUCCCGGAAGUUUCAUGGACACCAGGACGUCAAUCACCUUCUUGAUGGACAUUUUCCCAACCGGAAACAGAGGAUCAAUCCUAAGCUUUCGAGAGUCGGGUGGGGGGCUCCAAAUUUUCCAAGAUGGCGUAGUGGAUGGAAAAGGAGUUUUGACAGUACACUUUGCACGCAGGGAUCUUUCCCAGACCCCCGCUCUCACAAAGGCGGUUCUUAACAUGAACGCCUGGAACUUCAUUGGCGCCUCUUAUGAUUAUGACUCUGGGAUUGCGCGCUUGUGGCAUGAUGGGAAUGACGUGGAAGCAAAGUACAUUGGGAGGAAACUGGAGCUAGCCACUCAGUUUUCUAUCAGGAUUGGCGCUUUAAACGUCCUUGCGCAGCGUUGUUUUCAAGGAAGAGUCACUGACCUACACAUUUUUGCUGAAUCACUUGGAAAAGAAACUGUCAGAGCUUUUGGCGGAAUUGUGUCGCAUGAUGGAGCGGAAGCGGAAGGAGAAGAAGCUGAAGAGGAAGAAGAAGAAGACGAAAACCCGGAUGUGCUGUACGAAGCGGAUGUUAUGCAGGAUCAGAGAAUCCUCGACGUUGAUGACGUCAUGGUGUUCGGUUCCAAAGCAGUGCCGGGAAAAGGCGGGAAACUCAGAAUCGUGAAUCCUUUUGCCUUUAGCGGAGUAACUGAAGACGGAUUUCAAUUCCAGAAGCCUGAGCGACUUAAAAAGAAAUUGAAGAGGAUCAUGGUUUUCGAAUUGAGCAGAAAAGAUGUCAUGCCUGAUGAGAGAGCAAACGCGGUCCGAGAUGUGUGGCACUUGGGCCUUAAAGAUCGCUGGCGCCUGUAUCGUCGUUGGCUGGUGGACGUGACUGAGGAGUACCGUCGCACUAUAUCGUUAUUCCAAGAGCAAUUUGAGGAGGGAGCCAGGCGACUGAAGGACAUCAAAAACAUGGAAGACUUCGAGAUACUCAAGAAAGCUGAUGUGGUUGGCAUGACUACGACAGGUAAGCAAAGUUAGCGCAGUCCUCUGAUGCCUGGU
This is a messenger RNA of Orbicella faveolata, 1477 nucleotides long. Its product is annotated as NFX1-type zinc finger-containing protein 1-like. NCBI's taxonomy places the organism in Eukaryota, Metazoa, Cnidaria, Anthozoa, Scleractinia, Merulinidae. Gene Ontology annotation, biological process: regulatory ncRNA-mediated heterochromatin formation. Gene Ontology annotation, cellular component: nuclear RNA-directed RNA polymerase complex; nucleus. Gene Ontology annotation, molecular function: zinc ion binding; helicase activity. The record is from RefSeq and is a predicted model, not a curated record.